Molecule: messenger RNA, 5571 nt
Organism: Aureobasidium subglaciale EXF-2481
Lineage: Eukaryota; Fungi; Ascomycota; Dothideomycetes; Dothideales; Saccotheciaceae
Product: glycosyltransferase family 2 protein
Exons: 2
Coding region: 1-5571 (1856 amino acids)
Cellular component (GO): cell periphery; cell septum; myosin complex
Molecular function (GO): ATP binding; chitin synthase activity; cytoskeletal motor activity
Source: RefSeq, a predicted model, not a curated record
AUGGCUGUUCCUGCUCACGCUCAGGCUUCGCUGCCUGCGCUUCCUGCUCAUCUCCAAGAUGACACGCACUUGACGGCGCACCUUGCCAGCAGGUUCCACGUCUCGCUGCCCACGGCUCAGCUGUCAUCACACGCCAUCAUCGCCCUCAACACAUACACCUCCUCGGCAAAGGGCCCGGAUGGCUCAAAGGAAGGCAGCGCUAUGGGCGCUGCUGAGGACCUGGCCUCCAGAGCGUGGACUCGUCUAGGAUCCAGGCAGGAGAACCAGGCCGUCGUCUUUCUCGGUGAAACCGGCUCAGGCAAGACGACCCUUCGCUCCCAUGUUCUGUCCGCCCUGCUCAACUACACAUCGACGCCACUGUCCAACAAGCUGUCGUACGCCGCCUUUGUAUUCGACACUUUGACCACCACAAAGUCCGUCACCACCCCGACCGCCUCCAAAGCCGGCCUCUUUUUCGAACUUCAAUACGACACAUCCUCUAGCCUCCAUCCAACUCUGGUUGGUGGAAAGCUGCUCGAUCACCGUCUGGAGCGCAGCAGGGUUGCCACCAUCCCACCCGGCGAGCGUAACUUCCAUGUCCUCUACUACCUUCUAGCCGGCACCAGCCCACAAGAGAAGGAACAUCUUGGUCUCGACCAGGCAGGUCCUGCCACCAACAGACAUUCGCUCGGUAACGGUGGUGCAAAGAGAUGGAGAUACUUGGGACACCCCAGUCAGCUCAAGGUUGGCAUCAACGAUGCUGAAGGUUUCCAGCACUUCAAGACGGCUCUGCGCAAACUCGAGUUCCCUCGUGAUGAAAUCGCGCACAUGUGCGAGAUGCUUGCCUGUAUUCUACACAUCGGUCAACUUGAAUUUGUCACAACUCAGUCGACCACUCCGUCCGCCGAUGACAGUGGUGGUUACUCACACGAGGGAGGCGAGGAUGUUACUUCAGUCAAGAACAGAGAUACUCUGCACAUCGUCGCUGCUUUCCUCGGUGUUUCCGAGAGACAGCUCGAAGAGAGUCUAGGCUAUCGCACAAAGAAGCUCCAUCGUGAGCGCGUCACUGUCAUGCUGGAUCCCAAGGGUGCUAGAGACAAUGCUGAUGAACUUGCACGCACCUUGUACUCACUUUUCGUUGCCUACAUCAUCGAACGCAUCAACCAGAAGAUUUGCUCGGCAGAGGAAGCUAUCGCUAAUACUAUCUCCAUCGUUGAUUUCCCAGGUUUCGCACAGUCUUCCUCCACUGGCUCUGUUUUGGACCAGUUGCUAAACAACGCAGCAUCUGAAUCUCUCUACAACUUCUGUCUGCAGAGCUUCUUCGAACGCAAGGCUGAUCUCCUCGAGACUGAAGAAGUCAGCGUGCCUGCAACCAGCUACUUCGACAACACCGACGCAGUCAAGGGUCUGCUCAAAUCUGGCAAUGGCCUCCUCAGCAUCUUGGACGAUCAAAUGCGUCGUGGCAAGACCGACCAACAGUUCCUAGAGAGCGUCAGGAAGCGUUUCGAGGGAAAGAAUCCCGCCAUUGAGGCUGGCGCCUCUACUCAGACUCUCCCUGGAAACAACUUCGCUACUCGCAAUGCCAAUGCUGCCUUCACCGUCAGACAUUAUGCUGGUGAGGUCGACUAUCCUGUCGAAAAUCUCCUUGAAGCCAAUGGCGAGAUUAUCUCUGGUGAUCUUAUGAACCUCAUCAACUCGACCUCGAACCAAUUCGUCAGCGACCUCUUUGGCCAGGAGGCACUGAGUAAGGUCGUUCAUCCCAAGGACCGCUCAGCUGUCGUGCAAGCUUCGGUUGCUUCGAAGCCCUCAAGAAUGCCCAGUAUGGCUAAGCGUACUGGCGAGCGUCCUGCUAGACUCGGUGCCAUGCGACAAGACAGUGAUAACGGCAAGAGAAGCGUUUCUCACACUCGCAAGGGUGAGCCUGAACAGCAACAAGGUGCCGCUGCCCAGUUCUUGUCUUCUCUGGACAACAUCACCAAAUCUCUCUCUGAUCCUCGCACCAACCCAUACUUUGUAUUCUGUUUGAAGCCCAACGAUCGCAGAAUUGCCAAUCAGUUUGACAGCAAAUGUGUCCGCACUCAAAUGCAGACACUUGGUAUCGCUGAGAUCAGUCAACGUCUGCGUAACGCUGACUUCAGUGUGUUUAUGCCAUUCAGCGAGUUCCUCGGGGUGGCCGAGGGCGACGUUUCUGUUGUUGGCACUGACAGAGAGAAGGCGGAGAUGAUCUUGGACGAGAAGAUCUGGCCAGGCAAUGAAGCAAGAGUCGGCAGCACUGGAGUCUUCUUGAGCGAACGUUGCUGGCGUCAGAUCGCGAGAGUCAGUGAUCUUGACGUGGCUCCUAUCGGUAUGCACGACCAGACGCCUUAUGGAGAGCAGGAGGGUAUGUUGUCUCCCGAUCAUGCACGCAAUGGUCGCAAUGAUUCCAACCUCAAUCUCCUCGGCGCCGUCACUCCUUCUCCUGGCGCAUUUUACCACGAUGACAAGGUCGCCGGCUACUUUGGAAGUCGUGAUCUUGAUGCUAAAUCAGAAGCUGGUGCAUCGGCCUUCCAUGGAGGCGACAUGUUCCAAAAUCUCGAGACCCGCUCACAACUCGCUGAGAAGGGCAACGAGGCCAAAGUGGCAGCUAUUGAUGAGGUGCCUGUUACCGGUGCCAGAAGGCGAUGGUUGUUCCUUGUCUAUCUCUUCACCUGGUGGAUCCCUGAUGUCUUCAUCCGCAUCAUCGGUCGCAUGCCUCGUCCUGACAUUCGUAUGGCCUGGAGAGAGAAGGUGGCCAUCAACUUCAUGAUUUGGCUUGCUUGUGCUAGUUUCAUCUUCCUCAUGAUUGGUUUCCCCGCGCUCAUUUGCCCAACACAACACGUUUACUCGGCUGCUGAAUUGCAGUCGCAUAACGGCAAGGACAAAACUGGCUAUGUCGCAAUUCGCGGUGUGGUUUUCAACCUUGAAAACUUUGAGUCGGUCCACUACCCAAACAUCAUUCCUACAUCUGCUAUUGAAAAGUACGCUGGAAAGGACGCAACCGCUCUUUUCCCUGUCCAAGUUUCUGCUCUUUGCCCUGGCACAGACGAGAACGGCAUUGAUCCAGCUGUCCAGCUCAGCUACAAGAGUACCAACUACACUGGCCAAGCUUCGGCGGUUAGCGGGACCGAUAAGAAUGCCGCAUACCACGACUUCCGCUGGGCUACCAACGACUCGCGUCCAGACUGGUUUGCACAACAAAUGAAGUACAUGAAUGAAAACUUCAGAAAGGGUACGCUUGGUUAUACAUCCAAGUAUGUCAAGUCACAAGGCAAGAAGCAACAAUCAAUUGCUAUCCUCAACGGUAAGAUCUAUGAUUUCACCGACUACAUUGCUGGUGGGCGUGCACCCAAGUACCCCGAUGGAUACGAAACCCCCGAUACUCCCCCCAACUCCAACUUCAUCGACUCGCGCGUGGUCAACCUCUGGCAGCAAAAGGCUGGCCACGACGUGACUCACGACUGGGACACCCUUGGCAUGACGCUUGAUCUCAAGAACCGGAUGCAGAUUUGCCUGGAUAACCUCUUUUACGUGGCCGACGUCGACACCAGAAACUCGACAAAGUGUCAAUUCGCCACCUAUCUCUUGCUUGCCAUCUCGAUGUUCCUGAUUGCGGUUAUCGGUGUAAAGUUCCUUGCCGCCCUCCAAUUCGGUGGUAAAAACGUCCCAGAGAAUCUCGACAAGUUCAUCAUCUGCACUGUGCCAGCUUAUACCGAAGACGAAGAUUCUCUGCGUCGUGCCAUAGAUUCCGCUGCAAGAAUGAAGUAUGAUGACAAGCGCAAACUUCUGCUCAUCAUCUGCGACGGUAUGAUUAUCGGACAAGGCAACGACCGUCCUACACCUCGCAUCGUCCUUGACAUUCUUGGUGUUCCUGAGACCGUUGAUCCGGAGCCUCUGAGUUUCGAGAGUUUGGGUGAAGGUCAAAAGCAGCACAACAUGGGCAAGAUCUACUCUGGUCUUUACGAAGUCCAAGGUCACAUUGUCCCCUUCAUGGUUGUUGUCAAGAUUGGCAGACCUGCCGAGGUCGGAAGACCUGGUAACCGUGGUAAGCGUGAUUCUCAAAUGGUCUUGAUGAGAUUCCUAAACAGAAUUCACUACAACCUACCAAUGGCUCCGAUGGAACUCGAGAUGUAUCACCACAUUCGAAACAUCAUCGGUGUCAAUCCGACUUUCUACGAGUUCCUGCUGCAAAUCGAUGCAGAUACUGUCGUUGCACCUGAUUCGGCUACACGUUUCGUCGCUUCCUUCCUCCACGACACACGUCUUAUUGGUGUUUGCGGUGAGACGGCUCUUACCAACGCUAAAUCUUCCAUUGUCACGAUGAUGCAAGUGUAUGAGUACUACAUUUCGCAUAACUUGAUCAAGGCUUUCGAAUCGCUCUUCGGCUCAGUCACUUGUCUGCCUGGUUGUUUCUCGAUGUAUCGAAUCCGUGACGCGGCCUCUGGAAAGCCUCUCUUCGUCUCCAAGGAGGUUGUCGAGAUGUACGCAGAGAUUCGUGUUGACACUCUCCACACCAAGAACUUGCUUCAUUUGGGAGAGGACAGAUACUUGACUACCCUUCUGAUGAAGUGGCAUCCUUCUUACAAGACCAAAUUCAUCAUGCGCGCCAAGGCUUGGACCAUUGCUCCUGAUAGCUGGACGGUCUUCAUGUCGCAACGUCGUCGUUGGAUCAACUCUACUGUACACAAUCUUGUUGAGCUCACUUCGCUGUCCCAGCUUUGUGGUUUCUGCUGUUUCAGUAUGCGUUUCGUCGUCUUCCUCGACUUGCUCUCAACCAUUAUUCAACCAGUCUUGGUUGGAUAUCUGGUCUACAUCUUCGUUCGCAUUGGACAGGAUCCUACCGGUGUCUCGACGAUUGCCAUCAUCAUGUUGGUCGCUGUAUACGGUAUGCAGGCACUGGUCUUCAUCAUUCGUCGUAAGUGGGAGAUGGUCGGUUGGAUGAUCAUCUACCUCAUUGCUACACCAGUCUUCUCCAUGGCACUUCCUCUCUACUCUUUCUGGCACAUGGACGAUUUCUCGUGGGGUAACACUCGUGUCGUCACUGGAGAAAAGGGCAAGCAACUCGUUGUAUCUGACGAGGGCAAGUUCGACCCAGCCAGCAUUCCGAAGAAGAGAUGGGAAGAAUACCAGGCCGAGCUUUGGGAAGCGCAGACUUCGCGUGAUGACGACGCCCGUUCUGCAAUUUCCGGCGUCACCGGCGUGUCGUAUGCAACCAAGUCAGCUUAUCCCGGCAUGGGCGGUUCCGUCUACGAUUACCCACCUUCGCGACCCAUGUCGACAUUGGGCGUGCCGCAAGGUCCGUUCGGCAACCAGUCGCGCAUCAGUCUUGCACCAAGUGAGAUGGGUCUCAUGUCUGGCGGUUACAGCCCAGGCUCUGUUGAGAUGACGGACAUGCCACUCCCAAGUGACGAUGCUAUUCUGGCAGAAAUCCGUGACAUCCUGAGCAAGGCUGAUCUUAUGACCAUUACGAAGAAGAGUGUCAAGUCUGAGCUUGAGAGACGUUUCGGUGUACCGCUGGACGCUAAGAGGGUAUACAUUGGAUCGGCCACAGAAGCCAUUCUCAGUGGACAGUUGUAA